Molecule: messenger RNA, 1245 nt
Organism: Aspergillus mulundensis
Lineage: Eukaryota; Fungi; Ascomycota; Eurotiomycetes; Eurotiales; Aspergillaceae
Product: putative MFS transporter
Exons: 6
Coding region: 1-1245 (414 amino acids)
Biological process (GO): transmembrane transport
Cellular component (GO): membrane
Molecular function (GO): transmembrane transporter activity
Source: RefSeq, a predicted model, not a curated record
AUGGAGCAUCUCCAAGUUGAACAAGAACCACCAGCCCCUCGCCUUCUGCUCCUCAAGCUCAUCAGCUCGGGCUUCUCGUUCUUCGUCGCGGGGCUGAACGAUGGCAGUCUGGGCGCAUUGAUCCCUUACAUCCGGCAGGAAUAUGCCAUUGACACCAACAUGGUUUCCAUCGUAUACGGAACAACCUUCUUCGGCUGGUUCUUUGCCGCCCUGACCAAUAGCUAUCUAACCCAGUACUUCAACAUCGGCAUUUUACUGCUCCUCGGAGCAGCAUUGCAAAUCAUCGCCCACGCGUUCCGCACCUGGGCACCCCCAUUUCCACUCUUCGCGGUGACAUUCUUCAUCGCGGCCCUUGGCCAAGCAUAUCAGGAUACCCAUGCCAACAACUUCGUCGCGACCGUAAAAGGUGCCCAUCGCUGGCUCGGCUUCAUCCACGCAAUGUACAUGGGCGGGUGUCUAGUAGCGCCAUUCGUCUCAACCGCAGUGGCGUCUUCGGGAGACCACUCGCACUGGGAACUCUUCUACACGACGCCGCUGGGCAUGGGCGUGCUGAAUCUCGUCCUGGUCUGGGUGGCCUUCCGCGAGUGGGCGACCAUGAAGCAGUAUGAGCAGAGCGAGGCAUCUGAUUCUGAGCCUGCGGUAUCGCGACAACGCGGGGCCGCGACCGAGAUGAAGAGGACGCUUGCUAUGCCGGGGGUGUGGCUUGUAAGCUUGUAUUUUUUCUUCUUUCUUGGGGCGGCUAUUACGGCUGGGGGAUGGAUUGUUGAGUACUUGGUGGAUGUCCGCGAUGGCGAUCUCGACAAGAUGGGAUACGUCCCUGCCGGCUUCUAUGGCGGCAGUUUCAUCGGGCGCCUGCUGCUCGCUGAACCGACGUAUCGAUUUGGCGAGCGCCGGAUGAUCUCCAUCUAUGUUGUUCUCUGCUUGGCUUUGGAGCUGGUCUUUUGGCUGGUCCCCGAUAUCAUCACCGAAGCGGUCGCGAUCAGUCUUCUAGGGCUCUUCUCUGGGCCGUUCUUUGCCACGGGCAUAUCUGUCGCGUCGAAGCUCUUCACCCCCGAGAUCCGGUCGUCCGCGCUAGCAUUCAUCUUCCUCAUGGGACAGAUUGGAGGUGCCGUAUUCCCAGCGGUGACCGGCAUCAUAGCUGCCCAGUCUGGAGUCAAGGUCUUGCAGCCGAUGCUUGUUGGUUUACUCGGUGCAACUGGAGUGUCUUGGUUGAUUAUACCGAAACCUCGACUACACCACGACUAA